Molecule: messenger RNA, 22794 nt
Organism: Loxodonta africana (African savanna elephant)
Lineage: Eukaryota; Metazoa; Chordata; Mammalia; Proboscidea; Elephantidae
Gene: INTS9
Product: integrator complex subunit 9
Exons: 13
Coding region: 9053-10885 (610 amino acids)
Biological process (GO): snRNA 3'-end processing
Cellular component (GO): integrator complex
Source: RefSeq, a predicted model, not a curated record
UCCAACCUGGUUCACACUGCAGAAGAAACACACAUCUCUGCCCCUUCCCCCCUGCUGGACUUGCCUUGCUGCAACAUAGCUAAACAACCAGCCUGCACACACAGACAAGAGGGUGAGAACAGUCAUGCCAACAGAUGAGCAAGCAACAGAGCAUAACCAAACAAAACAGAAAGCCAGACAAAACAAGCAAUCCUACAAUCAACAAAUAAAGAAAAUAAUACCUAGAUGUCUUGGAGACAGCAGACAAUAUCAAAACGUUUAAAAAAAAAAAGUAUGGCUAUAGUAAGUGAACAGACUGAAGCACCAGUUGACCUUCUGGCAGAAGAAAAGGCACUGGAACUACCUUUUAGGGAAUUCAAAAGUGUAAUACUCAGAGCUCUCUGAGAGAUUAUGAAAGCAGUCAACAAAAACGUAGACAGAAUCAUGGAAAACAAACAAAACCAACCAAAGCAUAGCCAAAAUCAAGGAAAACACAGACAAAACAAUAGAACUCAGGAAAAUAAUACAAAACCAAAACAUCAAAAUAAAUAAAUAAUUAGAAAUCAUACAAAAAUAGCAAUUAGAAAUCCAAAGCAUAAACAACAAAAUUUCAGAAAUAGAUGACGCAAUACAAGAUUUCAGGAGCAAAUUUGAAACGAUGGAAGACAGAAUCAGCAAAAUUGGAGUCAAAUCCGUGGCUCCUACUUUGAGGAAAAAUCAGAGAAAGAAUGAAGAAAACCUAAGAACUGUGUGGGAUACAAUCAAGAGCAAAAAAAUUGUGCCUAAUCAGAGUUUCAGAACAGGGAGAAAAUAGAAAACACAGAGAGGGUCAUUGAAGACUUGCUGAAAGAAAACUUCUCAAAUAUCAAGCAAGUUGAAAAUAUGACCACGAAGCUCAGUGAACCCCAUAUAGGAUAGACCCGAAAAGAAAAUCAUCAAGACAUAUCAACAUCACACUCACCAAAACCGAAGACAAAGAAUCCUGAGAGCAGCUCAAGAGAAAAUGAAAAGUCGCAUACAAAGGGGAAGCAAUAAGACUAAGCUGUGAUUACGCGGCAGAAACCAUGCAGGCAAGAAGGCAAUGGGAUGAUAUAUAUAUAAAACCGUGAAGGAAAAAAAUUUCCAACUAAGAAUAGCAUAUCUUGCAAAACUCUCUCUCAAAUAUGGCAAAAUUAUGACAUUUCCAGAUAAACAGAAAUUAGGGGGAUUUGUAAAAGCCAAACCAAACUUAAAAGAAUUAUUAACGGGAGUCCUUCAGUUAGAGAACCAACAACAUCAGACAACAACAUGAAUCUAAGGUACCGGUCAGCAUCAGCCAAAUACCUAGUUAAUGAACUCUCAGGGAUAAAACAAAAUUAAAAGAUUCAAAACAGGGAACUGGAGAUGUCAAUCUGUAAAUGAGGGCAACCUCAGAACAAUAAAAGGGAGACUUUGGUAUAGGUUUAGAACUUCAAAUGGAAAGCAAGUCAAGGCGAUAUCAAGUUAAUAAAAGACUGGCUCAAACUUCAAACUUUGGGAGAUAAGGGGAAAUUUCAAGGUAACCACAAAGAAAGUUGACAAAUCUACUCAUCAAAAUAAAGAAGAAAAACAAAAAAUAAACGCAAAAUCUACACUGAUGAAAAACAACAAAAAGAAAUUUCAUAAACAAAAGGAACUCACCACAGGAGAGUAAGAGGAACAAAGAAAAUGUCAGCACCACAAAAAAAAAAAACUACAAAAUGACAGCAAUAAACUUAUACCUGUGAUAAUUCUACUGAAUGUAAAUAGCUUAAAUGCACCCAUAAAGAGACAGAGAGUGACAGAAUGGAUUUAAAAAAAAAAAAAAAAAGACCCAUCCAUGUGCUGUCUACAACUGACACACCUUAGAAACAAAGAAAUAAAUAUAAUAAAAAUAAAAGGGUGGAAAAAAAUAUAUCAAGCAAACAGCAACCAAAAAAGAGCAGGAGUGGCAGUACUAAUCUCAGGUAAAAUAGACUUUAAGGAAAAAAAAAAAAAUCUAGCAUAAAAGAGAAGGAAUGGCAUUAUAUAAUGAUUGUAAUGGAUUGAAUUGUGUCCCCCCAAAAUAUCUGUCAGCUUGGCUAGGUCAUGAUUCUCUUAUAUGAUUGUAUGAUUGUCUACCAUUUUAUCAUCUGAUGUGAUUUCCAUGUGUGUUGUAAAUCUCAUCACUGUGGUGUAAUGAGAUGGAUUAGCAGCAGUUAUAUUGAUGAGGUUGACAAGAUUAGAUAGUGUCUUAAGCCAAUCUCUUUGAGUUAUAAAAGAGAGAAGCGAGCAGAGAGACAUGGGGACCUCAUACCACCAAGAAAGCAGUGCCGGGAGCAGAGCACAUCGUUCAGACCUGAGGUUCUUGCACUGAGAUGCUCACAGACCAAGGAGAGACUGAUGACAAGGACCUUCCUCCAGAGCCAACAGAGACAGAAAGCCUUUCCCUGGAUCCAGGACCCUGAAUUUGGACUACUGGACUGUGAGAGAAUAAAUUUCUCUUUGUUAAAGCCAUCCACUUGUGGUAUUUCUGCUAUAGCAGCACUAGAUGACUAAGACAAUGAUUAAUGGGACAAUCCCCACCAGGAUGAUAUAACCAUAGUAAAUAUCUAUGUACCUAAUGACAGGCCUCCAAAAUACAUAAAACAAACUCUAAUAGCACUGAAAAGAGAAAUUGACAGUUCCACGAUAAUACAAGGAGACUUCAACAAACCACUCUCAGUAAAGGACAGAACAUCUAGAAAGAAACUCAGCAAACAAACAGAAGAUCUUAGGACACAGUCAGUCAUCUUGACCUCAUAGGCAUAUACAGAUCACUCCACCCAACAGCAGCAAAGUACACAUUCUUUUCCAACGUACAUGGAACAUUCUCCAGAAUGGACCACAUCUUAGGCCAUAAAACAACCCUCAACAAAAUCCAAAACAAUAAGGUAAUACAAAGCAUCUUCUCUGAUCACAGCGUGAUAAAAGUGGAAAUUAAUAACAGGAAGAGCAAAUAAAAAAAUCAGAUAUAAGGAAACUGAAUAAGAGCUUCCUAAAAAACCGCUGGGUAACAGACAAAAUCAGAGGUGGAAUAAAAAUUUCUAGAAUCAAAUGAAAAUGAAAACACAUCAUACCAAAACCUUUGGGACACAGCAAAGGCAGUGCUCAGAGGUCAAUUUAUAGCAAUAGGCAUAGACAUCAAAAAAGAAAAAGGGACAAAAUCAAAACAUCAGCCCUAGUAACUUGAACAAAUGGAAAGAGAACAGCAAAAGAAGCCCACAGCCACCACAAGAAAGGAAAUAAUAAAGAACAGAGCAAAAAUACAUGAAAUAGAGAAUAGGAAAACAAUAGAAAUAACCAACAAAACCAAAAGUUGGUUCUUUGAAAGGAUUAACAAAAUCAACAAACCAAUGGCCAAAUUAUAGAAGAAAAACAGGAGAGGAGGGAAAUAACCUAAAUAAGGAAUGAAAUGGGAGACAUUACAACAGACUGAACUGAAAUAAAAUAGAUCAUAACAGAGUACUAUGAAAAACUGUACUCCAACAAAUUUGAAAACCUGGAGGAAAUGGACAGAUUUAUAGAAACACAUUACCAACCUAAACUAACACAAACUGAGGUCAAAAAUCUGAACAGACUUUAACAAGAGAAGGUUGAAAAGGUAAUAAACUCCAAACAAGAAAAAGUCCUGGCCCAGAUGGCUUCACUGGAGAAUUCUACCAAACAUAAAGAGAAGAGCUUGCACCAGUACUACUCAGACUAUUUCAGAACAAAGAAAAGAAAAGGAUACUUCCGAAUUCAUUCUAUGAAGCCAGCAUAACCCUGAUUCCAAAACGAAAUAAAGACACCAUAAAAAAAAGAAAAUUAGAGACCAAUAUUUCUCAUGAAUAUAGAUGUAAAAAUUCCCAACAAAAUUCUAGCCAAUAGAAUUCAGCACCCUAUAAGAAAAAAUACACCACAACCAAGUGGGAUUCAUAUCAGGUAUACAAGGAUGGUUCAACAUUGGAAAAUCAACAUAAUUCACCACCUGUUGUUGUGUGCCGGCGAUUCGAUUCGAUUCCAACUCAUGGUGACCCUAUAGGACAGAGUAGAACCGCCCCAUAGAGUUUCAGAGGAGCAGCUGGUGGAUUUGAACUGCUGACCUUUUGGUUACCAGCCAAGCUCUUAACCACUUCGCCACCAGGGAGAGAAGACUCACAUGAUCAUCUCAAUCAACACAGAAAAGGCAUUCAAUAAAGUCCAACACUAAUCCCUAAUAAACACUCUCAAUAAGACACAAAUAGAAGGAAAAGUCCUCAACAUAAUAAAGGGCAUCUAUACAAAACCAACAACUAACAUCAUUCUCAAUGGAGAAAGGCUGAAAAUAUCCCCCCUGAGAACAGGAACAAGACAAGGAAACCCUUUAUCACCACUCCUAUUUAACAUUGUACUGGAAGUCCUAACUAUAGCAAUAAGGCAAGAAAAAGAAAUAAAGGACAUCCAAAUUGGUAAGAAGAAGUAAAACUAUCCCUAUUCACGGAUGAUAUGAUACUGUGAUGGUUAAGAUUGUAUGUCAACUUGGCUGGGCCAUGAUUUUCAGUGUUUUGGCAGUUGUAUAAUGGGAUUAGUUCCCUGUCGAAAUUUGAUAUGUGAUCACCCCCUUGAUGGAAUCUGCUAAGUGGUACCGGCAGGGGCAGGGCCUGUGGAGGCUGACUGCCCCCUCAGCCUUCAUCUCUCUGCCCUCCACCACCUCCUUCCUUCCUGCUCACCUUGCCAAGGCUUUUGGCUUGCUCUGGAUUCAGCAGCUGCCUCUUGUCAUCUGACCUCCAGUUCUUGUGACUUGAACUAGCAGCUUACAUAUCGAUACUGGGAUUCAUAGAUCUUCACAGCCUGCAAGCAAGAGUCCUGCUCCCCGACCUGCCCAUUUGGGGUUUGCCAGCCCCUGCAGCUAUAGGAAUCGGGAGAAACCUUGUGAUCUUGCCUGCCGAUUUUGGGAUUCUUCUAUCUUAACAGCCUGUGGGCAGGAGCCUUGCUCUCUGACCUGCGAAUCUAGGGUUCACCAGCUUUCGCAGCUCCAUGAAUUGGGAGAGUCCUCUGUCCUGAUCCACAGACUUGGGACAUUCCAGCCUCUACAAUCGUAUGAGCCGUUUCCUUGAUAUAAACCUGUAUAUAUUUUUACGCUUUACUGGUUUUGCUUCUCUAGAGAAACCAGCCUAAGACAGAUAUUAUACAUAGAGAACCCUAAAGAAUCCAGAAGAAGACUACUGGAACUAAUAGAAAGAUUCAGCAGAGUACCAGGAUACAAGAUAAACAUAUAAAAAUCAGUUGGAUUCCUAUACAUCAGUGAAGAGAACUACAAAUAGGAAAUCAGUAAAACAAUACCAUUUAUAAUAGUCCCUAAAAAAAUAGAAUAUUUAGGAAUAAAUCUAACCAGGAAUGUAAAAAAAAAAAAAACUGUACAAAGAAAACUACAAAACACUGCUGCGAGAAACCAAAAGUGACAUACAUAAAUGGAAAAACAUACCAUGCUCAUGGAUAGGUAGACUCAGCAUUGUGAAAAUGUUGAUUCUACCCAAAGCAGUAUACAAAUACGGUGCAAUCCCGGUCCAAAUACCAACAGCAUUCUAUAAAGAGAUGGAAAAAUCAAUCAUUAACUUUAUAUGGAAAGGAAAGAGGCCCUGGCUAAGUAAAUUAUUGAAGAAGAAGAAAGUAGGAGGCCUAGCACUACCUGACCUCAAAACCUGCUAUACAGCAACAGUAGUCAAAACAGCCUGGUACUAGUACAAUGAAAACAUAUUGGCCAAUGGUACAGAAUUGAGAACCCUGAUAUAAAUCCAUCUACCUAUAGCCACGUGAUCUUCGACAAAGGCCCAAAGUCCAUUAAGUGGGAAAAGACCAUCUUUUUAACAAAAAACCCACCACUGCCGUCGAGUCAAGAUGCUGGCAAAAUGGGAUGUUCACCUGUAAAAACAAAAAUGAAACAGGACCCAUAACUCACACCAUACACAAAAACUAAUUGAAAAUGGAACAAAGACCUAAAUAUAAAACCAAAAACUAUAAAAAUCAUGGAAGAAAAAAUAGGGUAAACACUAGGGGCCGUAAUAUACAACAUAAACAGGAUACAAAUCAUGAUUAACUAUACAUAAACACCAGGAGAUAAGCUAGAUAGAUGAGAUCUUCUAAAAAUUAAAACUUGUGCUCAGCAGAAGACUUCACCAGAAGAGUAAGAGAACCUACUGACUGUAGGUUUUUGAGUACAGCGUAUCCGACAAAGGUCUAAUCUCUAUAAUCUACAGGAAAAUUCAACACCUCUACAAUAGAAGGACAAAUGAUCCAGUUAAAAAAUGGGCAAAAAGAUGUAAACAAACACUUCACCAAAGGAGACAUUCAGGCUCUAACAGACACAUGAGGAAAUGCCCGCAAACACUGACCAUUACAAAACCAAACCCGUUGCCAUCGAGUUGAUUCUGACUAAUAGCAACCCUAUAUCACAGAGUAGAACUGCCCCAUAGGGUUUCCAAGGAGUGCCUGGUGGAUUUGAACUGCUGACCUUUUGGUUAGCCACUGAUCUCUUAACCACUACACCACUAGGGUUUUCUGCUAGCCAUUAGAGAAAUCCAAAUCAAAACUCCAGUGAGAUACCAUCUCACCCGGACACAACUGGCAUGAAUCAAAAAACAGAAAAUAACAAAUGUGGGAAGGACUGUGGGGAGAUUGGAACUCUUAUACACUGCUGGUGGAAAUGUGAAAUGGUACAACCAGUUUGGAAAACGAUAUGGCUCUUAAAAAGCUAGAAAUAGAAAUACCAUACAAUCCAGCAAUCCUACUCCUAGGAAAAUAACCUAGAGAAAUAAGAGCCAUCAUGUGAAUAGACAUUUGCAUAACCAUGUUCACUGCAGCAUUAUUCACAGUAGCAAAAAGAUGGAAACAACCUAAGUGCCCAUCAGCAGAUGACUGGAUGAACAAACUAUGGCACAUAUACACAGUGGAAUACCACACAGCUAUAAAGAACAAUGAUGAAUCUGUGGAAUAUCUUACAACAUGGAUGAAUCUAGAAGACAUUAUGAUGAGUGAAACAAGUCAAUCACAAAUGGACAAAUAGUGUAUGAGACUACAUUUAUAAAAAUAUGUGAAAAUGUUUCCACACAGAAAGAAAAAAACUUUGAUGGUUAUGAGAGAGAGCAGGGGUGGGGAGGAAAAAACACUAACUAGACAGUAGAUUGGUAGUAACUUUGGUGAAGGGUAAGACAGUACACAAUACUGGGGAAGUCAGCACAGUGUAACCAGGGCAAAGUCAUAGAAGCUUCACAGACACAUCAAAACUCCCUGAGGGACUGAGAUACUGGGAUGAGGGCUGGGGACCAUAGUCUCGGGGGAUAUCUCACUCAAUUGGCAUAACAUAGUCUAUAAAGAAAAUGUUCUACAUCUGACUGUGGUAAGUAAUAACUGGGGUCUUAAAAGCCUGCAAGUGGCCAUCUAAAAUACACCUACUGGUCCCAUCCUGGCUGGAGUAAAGAAUGAAGAAAACCAAAAACACAAGGGAAAGAUUAGUCCAAAGGACUAAUGGACCACAACUACCACAAUCUCUGCCAGACUGAGCCCAGGACAGUUAGAUGGUUCCCGGUUAACACCACCACCUGUCUGGCAGGGAUCACAAUAGAGGGUCCCGAACAGAGUGGGAGAAAAACGUAGAACAAAUUUCAAAUGCACAACAGAGUGGGAGAAAAACAUAGAACAAAUUUCAAAUACACACACACAGAGACCAGACUUCACUGGUUGUGCUGACUGUAGGAACCCUGAGAAUAUGGCUCCUGGCCCCCCUUUUAACUCAGUACUGAAGUCACUCCUGAGGUUCACUCUUCAUCCAAAGAUUAGACAGGUCUAUAGGGCCAACAACAGCACAUGUGAGAAACGUGUUUCAUAGUUCAAUCAUGUAUACAAGACUGACAGGCACACCAGCCCAAAAGCAAAGAUGAGAAGGCAGAAAGGAACAGGAAAACUAGACAAAGGGAAACAGGCUUGACGGCACCUAACAACAACCUACACCAACUAUACAUAACAGACAUCUAUAGACAGUUCACCCAGCAACAGCAGAAUAUGUAUUCUUCCCACAUGCGCUUAAAGCAUUCUCCAAGAUAGACCAUAAAAUAAGUCUCAGUAAAUUCAAAAAGGAUAGAAAUAAUACAAAGUAUGUUCUAUGACCACAUUAGAACAAUGCCAGGAAGAAAUUUGAGAAAUUCACAAAUAUGUGGAAAUUAAAACAGCACACUCCUAAAUAACCAGUGGGUCAAAGAGGAAAUCACAGGGGAAAUUAGAAAAUACUUUGAGAUGAAUGACAAUGAAAACGUACCAAAACUUAUGAGGAGCAAUAUAAGCAGUGCUUAGAGGAAAUUUAAUAGCUGUAAAUGCCCAUAUUAAAAAAGAAGAUCUCCCUAAAAUCAAUAAUCUAACCUCUUUUUUUUUUUUCCCACCUUAAGACACUGUAAAAAGAAGAGCAAACGAAACCUAAAACAAGCAUCAGGAAGGAAAUAAUAAAGAUUAAAGCAGGUAUUAAUGAAAUAGACUAGAAAAAUAGUAGAGAAAACAAAUAACUAAGCUGGUUCUUUGGAAGGAUCAAUAAAAUUGGCAAAUCUUUAAGAUUGACCGAGAAAAAAAGAGAGAAUACUUAAAUUGCUGUAAUUAUAAAUAAGGGAACAUUACUACUGACCUUGUUGUUAGGUGCCAUUGAGUUACUUCUGACUCAUAGCGACCUUGUGUACAACAGGACGGAACACUGCUGGGUCCUGCGCAGUUCUCACAAUCAUUGUUAUGCUUGAGCCUGUUGUUGCAGCCACUGUGUCAAUCAGUCUUGAUGAGGGUCUUCCUCUUUUUCACUGACGCUCCGCUUUACCAAGCAUGAUAUCCUUCUCCAGGGACUGGUCCCACCUGAUAACUUGUCCAAAGUAUGUGAGAUGAAGUCUCGCCAUCCUUGCUUCCGAGGAGCAUCCUGGCUGUACUUCUUCCAAGAUAGAUUUGUUUGUUCUUCUGGCAGUCUACGGUGUAUUCAGUAUUCUUUGCCAACACCUUAAUUCAAAGGCUGCUGCCUUCUCCCCUUAAGGAUGCAGUGGAAGUAUCAACCUGGAGAAGAUGCUAUUCAAUGCAAGAAGUGAAUUCGGCCCUUAGUAAAAUCCAGCUGGUGGGAUAUUCCCAGAAAAUUGAGCUUUUUGGUGCUGUCCAGGUGACUCCUCUAAGCUCUGGCUAUGCCCUUGGAAGUUCCAACUGGGUUAUCCAGUCGCAUUAUGAGAAAGUAUCUUACGUCUCUGGAUCAUCCUUGCUUACCACACACCCCCAGGUAUUGUAUGCUACCGAUUUGCUCACCUUGAAGACUAAGGUGCACCUGACCCAAGCCAUGGUAUUUUCAAUUGCAUCAUAUGCAUAUGGAAGCUGGACAAUGAAUAAGGAAGACCAAAGAAGAAUUGACACCUUCAAAUUGUGUUGGCGAAGAAUAUUGAAUACACCAUGGACUGCCAAAAGAAUGAACAAAUCUGUCUUAGAAGAAGUACAACCAGAAUGCUCCUCAGAAGCAAAGAUGGCGAGACUGCGUCUUCCAUACUUUGGACAUGUUGUCAGGAGGGAUCAGUCUCUGGAGAAGGACAUCAUGCUUGGCAGAGUACGGGGUCAGCGGAAAAGAGGAAGACCCUCAUCGACGUGGAUUGACACAGUGACUGCAACAAUGAACUCAGGCAUAAGAACAAUUCCCAUGGACCAGGCUUCUCUCAAAAACAGUGAUGUUCUCCUUCUGACGGGGCUCACCCAGAUUCCAACUGCAAACCCAGACGGCAUGGUAGGAGAGUUCUGUAGCAACCUAGCACUCACAGUCCGGAAUGGAGGUAACGUGUUGGUUCCCUGCUACCCUUCUGGAGUGAUCUAUGACCUCCUGGAAUGCCUGUAUCAAUACAUUGACUCAGCGGGCCUCUCCAAUGUCCCUUUUUACUUCAUCUCUCCUGUGGCUAACAGUUCGCUCGAGUUUUCCCAGAUUUUUGCUGAGUGGCUUUGUCACAACAAACAGACUAAAGUGUAUCUCCCAGAACCGCCUUUUCCUCAUGCAGAGCUCAUCCAGACCAAUAAGCUGAAGCACUACCCCAGCAUCCACGGAGACUUCAGCAACGAUUUCAGACAGCCGUGUGUGGUGUUCACUGGGCACCCUUCCCUCCGGUUUGGGGAUGUGGUCCACUUCCUGGAGCUCUGGGGAAAGUCUAGUCUCAACACUGUCAUAUUCACAGAACCUGACUUCUCCUAUCUGGACGCACUGGCUCCCUACCAGCCCUUGGCCAUGAAAUGCAUAUACUGCCCCAUUGAUACACGGCUGAAUUUCAUCCAAGUGUCAAAGUUGCUUAAAGAAGUUCAGCCCCUCCAUGUGGUGUGUCCUGAGCAGUAUACCCAGCCACCUCCAACGCAGUCCCACAGGAUGGACCUGAUGAUUGACUGCCAGCCUCCUGCCAUGUCCUAUCGCAGGGCUGAGGUUCUUGCCCUGCCCUUCAAACGUCGGUAUGAGAAGAUCGAAAUUAUGCCUGAGCUUGCAGAUUCUCUGGUGCCCAUGGAGAUUAAGCCUGGCAUUUCCUUGGCAACAGUUUCAGCUGUGCUGCAUACUAAAGAUAACAAGCACGUUCUUCAGCCCCCUCCAAGGUCCACCCAGCCCACAAGCGGUAAGAAGAGAAAGCGUGUAAGCGAUGACAUUCCAGACUGCAAAGUUUUGAAGCCUCUGUUGAGUGGCUCCAUUCCUGUGGAGCAGUUUGUGCAGACCUUGGAGAAGCAUGGUUUCAGUGAUAUUAAGGUGGAAGACACAGCCAAGGGCCAUAUUGUCCUGCUGCAGGAAGCAGAGACACUGAUCCAAAUUGAGGAAGAUUCAACUCAUAUCAUUUGUGACAAUGACGAGAUGCUCAGGGUGCGACUGCGGGAUCUCGUCCUCAAAUUUUUACAGAAGUUCUAAAUGGAGCAUCUGAGCCACUUCCACUUCUGUGAAAUCCUGCAGCCCAUCACAAUGGCUGCCCAGCACAAGUCAACUGAAGAAGGUGACAGAAAGCUGUUGGAUGUCUUUGUGAUAUCUCUGCUUAAGUAACGAAGAAGUGGCUCUUGAGUGAAAUAACCUGAAGUUACGACCACCAUCACCUGGCCUGGAUUCCUAGCACUAUUUCAGGCAAGAACUUUCCCUUUAACCUGAGACUCAUUUUCCUCCCACUUCUGGGUCUCUGGAGUAGCCAGGGUGGUCAUGCAAUAAGCUCUGAGGUGCAGCAUAAGUGACACAUACAGCUUUCCAAGAGUCUAAUAGUGGAAGGGAAGGUAAAAGAUGACUGACUGGUUUUCUUACAUGGCAUAUGUUUGCUUUUCAUAGUUUCUCAUGCCUCAGCUGGGGAACUAGUCUUUGAUUUUGUUUUAUUUACUUGCCAUCAGUGUUGGACUUAAAAAGAAAGAUGAUCCCAAUAAAUUAGGAAAAUGAAUCCAUCUAUCUGUAUUUUAUAUUGUAAGACCAUUUGGUUAAUAAAACUUAUUUUUUAUACAAGUAUCUGUACUGUUGAACAUAGUUUUUACAUUGAUUUAAUAUAUGAAAAUAUACAGAACAGCAUACACGUCAAAAAAAACCAUAGCAUUAAGUCAUAUAGCCUAGCACUGUUUCUAAAAACCAAAAUACGUUUUUUCUUGAAUUGUAUGAAAAGGUGCUUAACUUACGUGAGCUAUGUCUCUGAAAAACACUAACAUAAAUUUAUAACACCAGCCUCUAACUUAAGAGCUAACAACUAGCUCAGGCUCCACUAGUUGAUCUUUGCCCAUCACCAACUUUCCCACGCAUCAUCAGGAUUCUCUGCUAGGAGAGCAUUUAGCUCAGAUACCCCUGGACCCACUAGCAAUGAUAAGGUUUUAGAGAAAAAUAACUCCUCACAAAAAAUUACUGCACUUGACAUAAUGCUGCUCUGAGUUGUUUAAAACAGAUAUUUACCAGAUUACUUCUAUGAUAGUGUCAGUUGUAACAUAUGCCAGUAUUGCAGGUAUUAAAAUGUGGGGGAGAAAAGGGGAGGCCAAGUCUCAACUGAUGAACUAUGGUAACAGGCCCAGCUCAGCCUAGUGUUCUCACCAUCUUUUUAGACUGGUUGAAAUUCAGUCUUUAGUCCACCCUUCAAUUCUGCUAACAGUGGAGCAUCACAAAGGGAUUUAGUGGUCAAAGAACCACAUAAAAUUACUAUGGAACUAAAGUACAACCUUAAGUAUAACCCACCUGAAUUUAGAGACUAUCUCAAGAAUAGAUUUGAUACACUGAACACUAAUGACCAGAGGCCAGAUAAGUUGUGGGAGGACAUCAUACAUGAAGAAAGCAAAAAGUCAUUAAAAAGACAGAAUAAAGAAAAGGUUAAAGUGAACGGAAGAAAUGAUGAAGUAAAAAAGCUGAAGAAAAUUUCAAAGGGUGGCUGGAGAAGACAAAGUAUUAUAAUGAAAUGUACAAAGACCUGGAGUUAGAAAGCCAAGAGGAAAGAACAUGCUCAGCAUUUCUCAAGCUGAAAGAAUUGAAGAAAAAAAUUUAAUCCUCGAGUUGCAAUAUUCAAGGAUUCUAUGGGAAAAAUAUUGAAUGACGCAGGAAGCAUCAAAAGAAGAUGGAAAGAAUACAAAGUUACUGUACCAAAAAGAACUGUUGACAUUCAAAUGGGUGAUGUGAUACCAUAUGCUCAAGAACCAGUGGUCUUGAAGGAAGAAGUCAAGCUGCACUGAAGGCAUUGGUGGAAAAAAAGGCUCCAGGAAUUGACGGAACACAAGUUGAGAUGUCAACAAAUAGAUGCAACACUGGAAGAGCUCACUCAUCUGUGCCAAGAAAUCUGGAAGACAGCUACCUGGAGAGCUGAUUUGUGCCCAUACCAAAGAAAGGUGACCCAAGAGAAUGUGGAAAUUAUCGAACAAUAUAAUUAAUAUCACAUGCAAGUAAAAUUUUGCUGAAGAUAAUUCAAAAACAGCUGCAGCAGUACAUGGACAGGGAACUGCCAAAAAUUCAAGCCAGAUUCAGGAGAGGACAUGGAACGAAGGAUAUCACUGCUGAUGUCAGAUGGAUCUUGCCUGAAAGCAGAGAAUACCAGAAAGAUGUUUUACGUGUGUUUUGCUGACUAUGCAAAGGCACUGGAUUGUGUGGAUCGUAACAAAUUAUAGAUAACAUUGUGAAGAAUGAGAAUUCCAGAACACUUAAUUGUGCUCAUGAUGUCACCUUGAAGACUAAGGUGCGCCGAACCCAAACCAUGGUAUUUUCAAUCACCUCAUAUGUAUGCAAAAGCUGGACAAUGAAUAAGGAAGACCGAGGAAGAACUGAUGCCUUGAAUUAUGGUGUUGACAAAGAAUAUUGAAUAUACUAUGGACUGCAAGAAGAACGAACAGCUCUAUCUUGGAAGAAGUACAACCAGAAUGCUCCUUAGAAGGGAAGAUGGCAAGACUUUGUCAUACUUACACUGGACAUGUUAUCAGGAGGGAACAGUCCCUGGAGAAGGACAUCAUGCUUGGUCAAGUAGAGGGUCAGUGAAAAAGAGGAAGAGAAGACCCUCGACAAGAUGGAUUGACACAGUGGCUUUGACAAUGGGCUGAAACAUAGCAAUAAUUGGGAGGAUGCCACAGGACCGGGCAGUGUUUCACUCUGUUGUACACAGGGUCACCAUCAGUCAGAACCGACUUGAUGGCACCUAACAAUACAGCAUAUAACUAAUUGCUAAAGUUUUAUGGAGAGUUGAUUGCCAGUUCUCUCUCUUAGAAUGAUCUGUGAAUGGGAAUGAAUUCUUAGUUGUUCUUCAUUAGGGAUGCAAAAGGCAGCUUCCUUUUUGCCAUCUCCAACUUUGCCAGACUUGGACACAGGAAUGCUUAAGCAGGUCUCUUUGGAUAUGUCUGAAUUACAAGACCCAACAGUAGGAAAAAGACUGACUUUACAAGAAAUUGACAUGCCAUGUCUAUGAAGAUUUUUUGUUUUUAGGAGGAGGGGAAUUACAACUAUGCAUCACAUGUAGGUAUGCUCCCUAAUAAAACUUUCGAGAGAAUUAAAUUUUGUUUUAAUUUUAACAUUUUGAAAAAUGCUGAGGCACUAUAAAGCUCAAAAGAAAUCAAAUGGUCAUUUUAUUUCAAUGUUCUCCUAAUGAUCUGUCUAGGAGUAACUUGGACUUCUGAACGUUUGAUCUCUUAUUAAAGAGCUUGAUGGAGGACCUAAGGCACUGAUCCCUUGCAGGAUGGUUUCUAAAGAGACAAAUAGUACAUAAAUACAAAUUAGUAAAUACCAGAUGGAUAGGGAAUAAUUUAGAGAUUAUGGAGAUUUUAAUGAAGUCAUCACCACCCACUUGAGAGCAGUUAUCAAUAAGUCUACUUGAAGUUCAGAUAUUUGGAUACCAAUCCAGGUUAGUUAGUAGUAGAACCAGGAGAAACAGCAGAACCUUCCCUUUGACAACUGUAGCUAUACCACUGAUGGAUGGCGCUGUCAUUGGAAAUGCAGCCCACUGGCUUCUGACACCAACCUGAUGAAGAGCAUGACAUCUAGAAAAAGUUCUACUCAAUGCCAACAAAAUCCUAAUGACUAAGUAGUAACUGAAAAGCCAUUAAAGAUUAGUGAGGAGUACCCUAAUUUUAUUUGUCUAUGUAGUCGGAAUCGACUCAACGGCACUGGGAGUGGUAGUGCUGUAUUAAGUAUCUAUUGUUGCAUAACAAAUUACUCCAAAACUUAAUGGCUUAAAACAACUGUUUUAUCAUUUCAUCGUUUUUGUGGGUUGCAAAUCUGGUGUGGCUUAGCUAGAUCCUCCUAGCUCAGGAUCAUAUUUCCACAAGGCUGCAAUCAAGGUGUUGAAUGAGGAACUGAGAUACAGAGGUUAAGUAACUCCCAAAGAUACAUAGCCAAUAAGUGGCUUCUGCCUUACCAUGAACAUCACAUGUGAGUAUUACAGAUCAGGAGCUGCCCAGGAAGAGGAUCUGUGCCUGUUUCUUAGUCCAUUUAUUUUCUUCUAAAAGUAGUAAAUAUUUUUCUCCUUGAUUCUGGGAGAGCUAAAGCUUUUGGCCCUCAUGGUUGUCCCAUUCAGGAUUCUGCUUUUUCAAACUAUAGUAAAGUGGAAACAGAAACAAGAGCAAAAAACCUCCAAGCCUGUAUGAUGAUACAUUAAUAUGACCCAAACAGGCUGGUGGGUAGGAAAGUGGGAGACUUCUUUUCUCUGGCCCUGAGACCAGCCAUGUCGAGAACUGAAUGCCAUUUCAUUUCAUGCUACACUGUAGGAAGGUAGGUAACGUCUGAUUUUUUCAGAUUCACUGCAUCAGAGUUACAGGUAAAUAACCUUACUCUUCUUUGAACCUAAAAUAGGGUACAAAUAACCAACUCCAAUUCUGGAGAUAAGUAGUGUAGAACUGAGCCAAAAAUGUUCUAAUCUUGCUGGAGGCUAGAACCAGCAUCAAUCAUGACUUUAUUUUACCCAUAUUUUAUCAUUGGACAUGUAGAAUGUUUCUUUUAUCUCUUAUCUUGAUAUCUGAGGCCACUGGAAAAAAAAUGAAGAUGUAGCUCCUGAAUAAUAAUUCUUGUGUUAGUAGGAAUUACCCUUUACCCUUCUCUAGGAUAAACCACAGUAAUAAUUUCUAACCUAUUUAUAAGCCUUCCUGACAUAUAAAUAUGAAAUCAGUCACAAGUAAAAAGUAAUUUUAAUUUGUGUAAGAUAUAGUAAAACACAUUAUCAAAUGAAAUAGAAGUUCACUUUUUUAGAUUAUUCAAUAUAACUCUUUAGUAACUAAUUGCAAUGUUCACAUACUUCAAAAAUAAUGAACUUUGACUUAACACUCUUUUCCAAUCAUCAGUAAGCACCUUCCAAACAACACCCAUUAAGCGCUUACUAUAUUCUCUGCAUUGUGCAGCCUCUGAUGAUUUUAAUUCACCAGAGUAACAAACAAAACACAGGACAGCCCCCACAACAAAGAAUUACGCAGCCUAAUAUAUCAUUAGACGCCCUGAUGGCACAAACACUUAAGCACUCAGCUGCUAACUGAAAGAUUGGUGGUUCAAACCCACCAAGCAGCUUUGCAGGAUAAAGACCUAGUGAUCUGCUCCUGUAAAGAUUACAACCUAGAAAACCUUAUGGGGCAGUUCUCUUGUUAGACGGGGUUGCCAAGAGUCUGAAUCAACUCAAUGGCACCCAACAAGAAUAUCAAAAACAAAGGAGAAAAGAAUACUUCUAGACUCUUUUUAUGAGGCCAGCGUAUCCCUAACAUCAAAACCUGACAGAGACAUUACAGUAAAAGAAAACUAAAGGUAAAUAUCCUUCAUGAGCAUAGAUGCAAAAAUAUUUAAAAUAUUAGCAAACUGAACCCAGCAAUACCGGAUAAUAUGCCAUGAUCAAGUAGUUUGUCCCCAAAAUGCAGGGAUAAUUAAAUAAUUGAAAACCAAUUAGAAUAAUUCACUAUAAUAAUAAAGUAGAAACCUCUAUGAUCAUUACAAUAGAUGGAGAAAAAGCAUCUGACAAAAUUCAGCAUCUAAAAACUCAACAAACUAGGAAUAAAAGGGAACUCCACAAUCUGAUAAAAUGCACCUACAAAAAACCUACAGCUCAGUGAAAUAUUAAAGAUCAAAAUCGAGAACAAGGUAAGCAUGCUUAUCUACACUACUUCUAUUCAACAUUAUACUAGAAGUCCUAGUCCCUGCAAUAAGGGGAGGGGAAAAGGAUAUGAAAAACAAAGAUAAGAAAGAGGACUAAAAAAGUCUCUAUUUGCAGAUGACAAGAUUGUUUAUAUAGAAAAUCUUAAGAAAUCUACAAAACAACUAUAAUAAUUUAGCAAGAUUGCAGAAUACAGGGUUAAUAUAUAAAAAUUAACUUUUUUUGUACACCAGCAAAAACUGGAUAAUGUAGUUUUUUUAAAAGCAAUUCCUUUCAUAAUAGUGUAAAAAACAAAAUAGGCAUAAACUUAUCAAAAAAUUUUAGUGUAAGAUCUUCACACUAAAAAUCUGAAAACAUGGCUAACAAAGAAGACCUGAAUAAAUGGAAAAAUAUAUCAUGUUCACCAUCUUCACGGAUUAGAAGACUCAAUACAGGCAUACCUCAUUUUAUUGAGCUUUGCUUUAUUAUACUUCGCAGAUACUGCGUUUUUUACAAAUUGAAGGUUUGUGACAACCCUGCUUCAAGCAAGUUUGUUGGCACCAUUUUUCCAACAACAUGUCCUCACUUCAUGUCUCUAUGACAUUUUGGUAAUUCUUGCAAUAUUUCACAUUUUUUCAUCACAGGCCAAAAGCUAGGCCUCUUGCAUCGAACAGCCAAGUUGUAAAUGCAAAGGGAAAGUUCUUGCAGGAAAUUAAAAGUGCUGCUUCACUGAACACACGAAUGAUAAGAAAGCAAAACAGCCUUAUUGCUGAUAGGGAGAAAUUCUGAGUGGUCUGCAUAGAAGAUCAAGCCAGCCACAACAUCCCCUAAACCAAAGCUUAAUCCAGAGCAAGGCCCGAACUCUUUUCAAUUUUAUGAAGGCUGAGAGAGGUGAGGAAGCUGCAGAAGAAAAGUCUGAAGCUAGCAGAGGUUGGUUCAUGAGGUUUAAGGCAAGAAGCCGUCUCCAUAACAUGAAAGUGCAAGGUGAAGCAGCAAGUGCUGACGUAAAAGCCACAGCAAGUCAUCCCGAAGAUCUACCUAAGGUAACUGAUGAAGGGGGCCACACUAAACCACAGAUUCCCAGUGUGGGUGACGCAAUGCCAUACUGGAAAAAGAUGCCAUAGGACUUUCAUAGCUAGAGAGGAGGCAAUGCCCGGCUUCAAAGUUUCAAAGGACAGGCUGACUCCCUUGUUAGGGGCUAAUGCAGCUGGUGACUUUAAGUUGAAGCCAAUGCUCAUUUCCCAUUCCAAAAAUCCUAGGACUCUUAAGAAUUAUGCUAAGUCUACUCUGCCUGUGCUCUAUAAAUUGAACAACAAGGUCUGGAUGACAGCACAUCUGUUUACAGCAUGGUUUACUGAAUAUUUUAAGCCCACUGUUGAGACCUACUGCUCAGAAAAAAAGAUUCAAAAUAUUACUGACCAUUGACAGUACAAGAGCUCUGAUGGAGGUGUACAAGGAGAUUAAUAUUGUUCUCAUGCCUGCUAACACAGCAUCCGUUCUGCAGCCCAUGGAUCAAGGAGUAAUUUCAACUUUUACAUCAUGUUAUUUAAGAAAUACAUUUUGUAAGGCUAUAGCUGCCAUAGAUAAUGACUCUUCUGAUGGAUCUGGGCAAAGUAAAUUGAAAACCUUCUGGAAAGGAGUCACCAUUCUACAUGCCAUUAACAUUUGUGAUUCAUGGGAGGAGGUCAAAAUAAGGAGUGUGGAAGAAGUUGAUUCCAACCCUCAUGGAUGACUUUGAGGGAUUUAAGACUUCAGUGGAGGAAGCAACUGCAGAUAAUGGUGCAAAGAGUGAGAGAACUAGAAUUAGAAGUGGAGCCUGAAGAUGUGACUAAAUUGCUCCAACAAUAAAACUUUAACAGGUGAGGAGCUGUUUCUUAUGGAAGAGCAAAGAAAGUGGUUUCUUGAGAUGGAAUCUAAUGCUGCUGAAGACACUGUGAACAUUGUUGAAAUGACAACAAAGGAUUUAGACUAUUACAUAAACUUAAGUUGAUAGAGCAGCAGCAGGGUUUGAGAGGAUUGACUCCAAUUUUAAAAGCAGUUCUACUAUGGGUAAAAUUCUAUCAACCAGCAUCACAUGCUAUAGGGAAAUCUUUCAUGAAACAAAGAGUUGAUCUAUGCAGCAGACUUCAUUGUUGUCUUAUUUUAAGAAAUUGCCACAGCCACCCUAACCUUCAGCAACCACCACCCUGGUAUCAGUCAGCAGCCAUCAACAUUAAGGCAAGACCCUCCACCAGCAAAAAAUUCAUGACUCUCUGAAGGCUCAGAUGAUGGUUAGCAUUCUUUAGCAAUAUUUAAUUAAGGUAUGUACAUUUUUUUAGACAUAAUGCUACUGCACACUUAAUAGACUACAGUAUAGUGUAAACAUAACUUUAAUAUGCACUGGGAAAUCAAAAAGUUCAUGUGACUCACUUUAUUAUAGCAUUUGCUUUAUUGCAGCAGUCUGCAACCGAAACCACAGUAUCUCCAAAGUAUGCCUGUAUUGUUGAAAUUUCAGUUCUACCCAGUGAUCUACAAAUUCAAUACAAUCCCAGUCAAAAUCUCAGCAUUUUUAUUAAAAAACUGACAAACUGAUUCUAGAAUUCAUAUAGAAAUACUUAGCAACUAUAAUCGACUCGGCGGCAGUGGGUUUUUUUUUUUUUUGUGGAGCAACUGUAAUGUCCAAAGCAAUCUUAAGAAAGAUGAACAGAGUUGUAGAACUUAAACACUAUUUCAAGACUAACCAUAAAACUACAUGAAGACAGGGUAGUCCCAAGGACUGACAAAUCAGCAUAACAGAAAAGAGAGUUCAGAAAUAGACCCACACUUAUAAAGUCUUUUUAACAAAUGGUCCUGAAAUGACUAUUCAUAUAGAAAAAAAAAAAAACCUUAACUCCUGCCACACACAAGACACAAAUAUUAAUUGUAGAUGGGUUGCAGACCUAAAUAUAAAAGCUAACACCAUAAAGCUUUUAGUGAAAGAUAUAAGAGAAUAUCUUCAUGGCCUGGGAUAGGUACUGGUUUCUUAGGUUACAGAAAGCAAUAACUAAAAAGAAAAAAAGUUAUAAAACUAAAUCUCAUCAUAAUUAAAAACUUCUCAUCAGAAGAUUUCAUAAAGAAAAUGGAUAGGAUGGCCACUAAUUGAGGAAAAAUAUUCACAAAACGUAUAUUCUAACAAAGGACUAAUAACGAAGAUAAAGAACUGCAAUAACUCAAUAAAAAGACAACUCAAAUUUUUAAUGAAAAAAAUUUGUACAGACAUUUCACAAAGGAAAUAUACUAAAUGGCAUAAGCACAUGAAAAAGUGCUUAACAUCAUCAGUCAUCAGGGAAAUGGAAAUAAAAACCACAAUGAGAUUUCAUUACACCCCCCACUAGAAUGGCUAAAAUUAAAAAGACUGACAGCACCAUAUGUUGGCUAUGGAACAACUGGAACUCUUCAACAUUGUUGAUGGUACAAACAGUACAGUCACUUUGGAAAAAAGAUCUGGUAGUUUCUUAUAAGAAAUAUAUUUAUGUGUGUGUGUGCGCGUAUAUAGCUCUCCUGUCACCCAACAAGGAAAUCCUGGUGGCAUAGUGGUUAAGAGUUCAGUUGCUAACCAAAAGGUUGGCAUUUUGAAUCUACCAGGCACUCCUUGGAACCCCUACGGGGCAGAUCUGCUCUGUCCUAUAGGGUCGCUAUGAGUCAGAAUCGACUCAACAGCAAUGGUUGUUUGUUUUUUUUUUUCCUGUUUUGUCACCCAACAAUUCCACUCCUAGGUAUUUAUCCAAGAGAAAUAAAAACAUAUGUCCACAAAAAGACUUCUAUGUAAAUAUUCAUAGCAGCUUUUAUUCAUAAUAGCCAAAAACUGGAAACAGCCCAGGUGUCUAUCACUGGAAUGGACAAACUCUGUUAUAUUCAUACAAGAAAAUACUUCUCAGCAAUAAAAAGGAACAAAUUAUUAAUGCAUGCAACAACACUGGAUGAAUCUCCAAAACAUUACACUGAGUUGUAAAAGCCUUACACAAAGUAAAAAUUGUAUGAUACCUUUUAUAUGAAAUUCUAGAACAGGAAGAAUUAAUUCAAGAUGAAAAAACCAAGACACUGGUUAUCUCUAGGGGGUGGAUGUGGGGACUGAAUAGGAAGAAGCAUGAGGGAACCUUCUGGGUUGAUGGUGAUGUUUUAUAUUGUGACAGGGAUUUGAGUAAUACAUUAAAAAUAUGGAAACACAUAUUGACCCUAGUUAUUGAUAGGUGUGUGCAUGUGUUUAGAAAGAAGUACACUGAUGUCAGUAAUUUACUUUAAAAUGCACCAAAACUAGAAUGGGUAAAAGGAUAACAACAGGGAUGGAUAGAUGGAUAGCUAUAAAGCAAGUCCAAUAAAAUGUUAAUGGUGAAAUCUAGAUGGUAGGUAUGUAGGCUUACACUAUAGAAAUUCUUUCCACUUUGCUGUAAGUUUGAAGAUCUUCGUAAUAAAAUGUUGGGGGCAGUAGUUUUAAAUAAAUAGAAUUUAAGUAGUUAAAAUCCUAACAUAAGCCUACACUAUGACCAGAUUUGCACCCUUUCACACAUAUAAAGAAAAAUGGAGAAAGGUAAAACAAUUAAAACAGGUAAGGAAACAGGUAAAAUUAAAUAGCAAACCAAACCGGGCCCCAGGCAGGGCUUCCCACCCUACUUUAAUGAUCCCUCCUGAAAUCCAGUCUUUCAUUCUUUUUGGCACUCUUAUCCCUCUUUGCUAAUGAAGAUUUAAAUAAUACAAAGAAUAGUGAAUAUAAGACUUCUCAGCCAUUUUGUACCAGGCUUCUUUAAACUACCUGGUAAUACCACAUUAAUAAAAUAUUUCAAAAGAACUACAGUACUGACUACAUCAGCUUGCAGCAACUAUAAUUUCUAUGCAGCCCCAUUAGUAUUUCUGUCAAAUCAUUCAUUCCUUAAAAAAAAAAAAACUGUUGAGCAUCUAUUAUGUGCUCUGUUCUUAAGGAGGUUACAAUCUGGUGUGGGAGGCAGAGCAAUAAGCCAUUACAGUGUAUGGUAUGGUAAAAGACAGAUAUUAACUUUCAACAGAUCUUUAAGGAGGCAUGAUUUCUGCUCUUUUAUAGAUGAGAUGAUAGCUUAAAAUACUGUAGGUAACUUGCUUCUAACCACAGUUAAUGGAGAACCCAGAAUUUGAAUCCACACAAUCUAACUCCAGAGCCUAUACUCUUAACCAUGAUAUCCUUCUUAACUGUAUUUUUGUAAACAUUGUAGAACCUUCAACUUGAGUCACAACAGUAUCUAGAGCUAAUAUUUCCCACUUUGGCUUACCUUGUUAAGUCCAAACCAGAACUAAAAAAUAUCUUUAGUCAUAUUAAGACACUUAAGGACUACAGCCUCAUAUAACUUGUUCCAGUUCCAGGGCAAGUUGUAACAAGCAGACAGAUAGCUGCAUGAAUAGGUUGCUGUCAACAAAAACUCCAGACCAAAUAGGAAUUCCCACCCUAAGGAUAUCCUCUCCCCAUCACCUACUGCAAACCUUCCAGAUCACCCGUCUGAUCCAUCACCCACCCUAACUGAGGAAAACACUGACCAAAGCAGCAGUCUGCUCAAUCAUCUGGCCCAACUGAGGAGCGACGCUGACUGUUGAGAUCCUUUUCAUUCUUAGGAUUGUCAGCAAAAACUCAAUUCCCAACUGCAGAGCCCAGAAGAGCAACCCGCAACUCAUCUCCAUCUAGCUCCUCAAAACCGCGUGAUGCAGUGCUCUCCAUGAGGAUGGCUGUGAUGCUCUAAGCAGAGGUUCUAAGACCUAGGACACCAAAAAGAUGGGGCUCUGACAGUUAUGAAGCAUUAGCUAGAUGCAGGUGCUUUUAGUGAGCUGCCUUAAUGUGAAUACAGGCCACACCAGGGCAUCCUAAGCCAGCCCUCUUCUCUGCAUGCACUCUAGCUCCCCACCACACCACACACAUUUUUAAAGCUACCAUUAAAAAAUAAAAUUUGCAUGCUGUGUCACAUGCCAUCACACAUCCCAUUUAAAUCACUUAAACGACACCUAAGAUCCUCUCAGAUCUAGCCAAAACGACUAAUUUCAGACCUGGAUGCAGGUAAGGCUGCCUGUGUCCAGUUCAUCUGUGUUCAGUUCAUAGCAUCACCCCAGGUUCAGGUACACAGGCUGCUGCCUGGACAAAAUCACACAGCCAACAGUCUUAUGCUGGAAGCGGUCCCAGACUGGCCAUGAACUGGUGGCUGCCUGGGACCAGGCGGUCACCUUCUCUCAGGUCUCUUCUGUCCCUGCUGAAGAAAAUCACAAAAGACCUCCAAGCUGCUUGAGUUAAAGUCUCUAUUUAUUUUUUUUUUUU